AUGGACCCCAACCCCGACCCCGCAUCACACAUCCACGCCUCCCGUCAGCGGCCCCACCCGUCCUCCUCCUCCGCAUCCUCACCACCAUUCACCCUACCAGCCCCAUCAUCCGCACUCCCCCCCGUCGACGGCCCCUCCCCCAGCGGCCACAACCGCUCCACCUCCCUCACCUCUCUCAAACGCACAUUCUCCAAGAUCCUACCCGCGAACCGAAGUGAGCGGGGUGGUACGCUGCGGGAUAGUCAACGGCGGGGCGAUGUUGAUGAGACAGUUGAUGUCAACGAUAAAGGAGAGGAGCCGGGGGAGCAAAGGAGGGUGAAAGGGAAGAUUGUAAAAGGGGAGGGAAGAAGAUCUCGAAGCUGGAGUCCGCGGAAGGAGGAAGUGAUGGGUUCAUCCGAGGUCGAGGGUGUAGCCGAAGCCACCGGACCGGGGAAAGAAGCCGAGAAAGAAAGUGAAAAAGGGGGAAACGCAUUCCAGCGCCUCCUCGGCCUCCGCCGCACCUCCCUCCCCGCCACCUCCACCCCCGCCCAACCCAGCACCAGCCGCCUCUCCCUCAGACGCCCAAAACCAAAAAAAGCAAUCCACUUCGCCUCCCCCCCCACGCAAAUCCCACUCCCCACCCCCCCAUCGCGCUCCGGCACGUCAACCCCACCGCUCGACAGCCAGCAGAUGUAUGACCAAAAGCGGCUCCGUCGCGAGCAGCGACGCAGCUACCGGAGUAGUGAAGACUACCUCACCAUUGCUGGUGCGAAUCCACGGACCGGGUACUGGGAUGUGAACACCGCUAUCGGGUCAACUAGCAGUUCUGAAGUCGCGGACCGUGCUCGGGCGCGGGAAGCUGAAAUAGCAGAGAACCGCCGGCGCCUGGAAGCCGCGAAGCAGGAGCUGCAAGAGGCGCUGGCGAUGCGAGAGGCGGAGGAUAGGGAGAGAGACGCCAAAAGGGCGAGGAGGCGGGAGAGGGAUGAGGCGCGGAGGAGGGAGAAGAGAGCGAGGGAGGCGGGGAGGUGGAGGGCGGAAGGGGAUGGGUGGAGAAUGGUUGCGGAGCCGGGGUUGAGUCCUAUUGUUGGGAGUUUGGCGGGGAGUCCGAGGAUGGAUCGCACGCCGGAUGAUCAGUUGACGGAGAUGAGGGUUCCGGAGGAGGUUGUGGAUAAGGGGUAUUUUGGGGGAGAGGGGAGAGAGGGAAGAGAGAGGGGCAGGUCUCCGGAGGAGGAGAGGGAGAGGAGGAGGUUGAGUAGGUCGCCUGCUGCGCCGUCGAGGCUGUCUCGUCAGGUGGGUGAUACAAAUGGGGUGCCUGCUCAGUCUACGCCGAUGAAGAGGAAGGCUCUUCCAAGUGCGAGUAGAGUGGUUAGCGGCGAUAUUCCACUUUACGUGGCAUCAUCAUCGAGGAAAGGCGGAUCAUCUCGCAAACUCUCCAAUGAUCGAGUGCCAGAACUCCAAUCUGGCCAGCCAUCACCUGUUUUGGAAAGGGCGAACCCGGGACGAGCUGCUAUAUUUCCUAGUCCGCGAAGACAGCACCAUAAGCCGCCAUUUAUAGAUACUGGCCCAGAAACCCCCCUACAGGGACCGAGAAGCCCGGCUAUCUCAAUGGGGCAAAGUGAUAAUCGCAAAGGAAGUCGUGGCAACGCGUUGCCCAAUGAGUCGGUGAGGAGAAGCCCGGAUAGACCAAACCGUGACCCUUUUGGCCCUAUACCUAGGCGGCGGCCGGCGAGUCCACCAAAGGCUGUCAAUACACCGCCUCUGGAUACUCAACCUGCUGUGGAGACACCACGACUGGAAGAGAGUACACCGGUUGGAGAAAGGGACGUAGAGCCAGAGGUAUUGCGUACUGAACAGCAACCUCAUGCUGUAGCUUCAAGCGGAGUCGAAGCAGAAAACCGUGAGCUCGAAGGAUCAAAUGAUACGAUUGUGCGCCACAGCAUUGCUGAAGCUCUACCAGGGGCACUUCCAGUGGAUGAUCGCCAGCGUGUACCGAGUGACGCACGUAAAGAUCUCAACGAGAGAGACUCCCAAAUCAACUCCGAACAGAGUCCUUUUUUAGGCAUUCGGCCAGAAGGCCAACCCGAAGAACCAGCUACAGCGAUCUCAUCCCAGUCAGCUUCGACGAGUCCAGCCCUGACCCCCCACCAGUCGCACCAAAGCCUGAAGGAUACAGACCAGGGCAAGCGUAUCAAGCACAUCGCGUCGAUGAACGAACUCCCGCCGUUCGUGCUGAAGCACCCAGUGACGGGAACAUCGUUGCCGAUCGCCCCGUCGAGCCCAAAGAUUCUGGAAGAGGUGACGAACAGGAGCUCCAAGGAGAUAAUAGGGGGAGACAUGAAGGUAGCGUCCAUCACCACCACCACCACUAUCACACCCACUACUGGGCCCGGUCCGACUCCGCCCCCGCUAGAUCAAAUGGACGGAAGCUUCGACCCGAGGCCUUCACCCAAGAGACGGCCAAUGCCAUUGAGCAGGAUCCCAGCACCCCAGGUGUCACCCCAGAGCGCACGAAACCACCUUCCGAGCGGUCUCUCCCCACGGCAGGCAACAGGGAGCGCUACAUCAUUGGCGGGGGAAGUGGGAGCGACACUGACGAAGCGUCGUAUUCCAAGGUGGUAUCAGAAACUCUUGCCCGGGUUCGGAAGAGAGGUCGAGAAGAGCACACACACAUCCACAUCUACGUCCCCCAGCCAGCCGCCCACGAGCCCAAGGUAUCAUAUGGGCGAUCCGGGGGGGCAUCCAGGAGCGCAGAACGCGGCGAGGGUGGCGCUCCUGAACGGGGCCCAGGCGCCGAGUCUAGAUCGAGGAGUGCAGGGGCAAAGAGCCGGAGCCGGAGUCGGAGCCCUUGGGGCAGGUCCAGGGGGAGGAAACGUGGGGAUGAGUAGGUUGGGGAGUCCUGUGAGGAUUGAACGGGGUGAUAAGCUGGUUGUAUGGCAUGCUGCGCCGGUGGUUGGACCAAGGAGAAGAAAUGAUAUUGCGGGAGGAGGUGAGAAUAAACACGUGGGCACCGUAACCCCCAACGCCUCCUCGAAACAAAAAAGAGACGCCUCUCAGCCAGGCGGAGCGACGUUGCAGCAGGUCCUCAUCGUCCUCCUAUCGACGGGUCGAUAUCUGAUACUGGCAGCGUGGUGCUUCGUGGAGCCGGUCUUUGAUCCGAGAUCGGCCCUUCGCGCGCGCUGGGAGAGACAGGAGAUGACAUGGCGCGAUGGCGUCGUGGUGGUCGGGGCGGGAGUGUUUGGGGCCGCGGCGCUACUGGCGGCUGUGCUUGGGGUGAGGGUCGUGGGGGGAGUGGUGAGAGUUGUUGGGGUGCUGGGGAGGGGAUGUAGGUUUUUGCUGGGGGGGUAG
Pseudogymnoascus verrucosus is the source of this 3324-nucleotide messenger RNA. RefSeq lists its product as uncharacterized. The coding region runs from base 1 to 3324 and encodes 1107 amino acids. The record is from RefSeq and is a predicted model, not a curated record. The transcript has a single exon. NCBI's taxonomy places the organism in Eukaryota, Fungi, Ascomycota, Leotiomycetes, Thelebolales, Thelebolaceae.